UACGAUGUACAAUAUUCUUAGUAUUUGGUCUGAGGAAAUUUCAUCCCGGUGUUUUUAAUUUUUGUUUAUUAUGAUUUUCUUUACAAAAUAAUUGUUAUUGCUAUUUUCUUUAUACAUUAUUGUGAAUUCGACAUUGUUCUCUGCUGUAGUAUUAUGUUAUAAUCUGUGAUUGUAAUUUGCACUAUCAUUUUUUGGUUAUGAUGGUGGUUGUUUUUAUGCUCUGGUUGACAAUUUUUGAAGAAUAAAAUGCCUCCGCACAGGUGUUCUUAUCAUAUGUGUAAAAACACUUCAGACAAGAAGUCAAUGUUCAGUUUUCCCUGGAAAGAUGAAAAUAGAUUGAAAAUUUGGUUGAAAAAUUGUGGUAAUAAGGCCCUUGCAAAUUUGCCUCCUAAAAAUUUACAAUCAAGAUAUAUAUGUAUUGAUCAUAUAGAUAAAAAAUAUAUUCGCAAUGAAACUGGUCGCAGAAAAAGAAUUCUAAAAGAUGCUGUACCAGAAACAUUUCCUAUACUUCUAAAUCGACCACGCACUCCACCAGAUUUACCAGAUUUUCUGACACCAAAUAGUGAUCCACUUCGUGAAAUUACUAAAACUCCUGAUAUUGACCUAAAAGAAGAAGAUAUUGAACUAAUCAAACAACAAAUAAACUUACCAGAACCAUUAUCUUGUAUUCUACCAGAGACACCUCUUGAACAAGAUGAGAAAGAAAAGGUUGAAAAAGAAGAGUCACCAAAAUGUAAAAGGUUAAGGACAUUAUUAGGAAUUGCAAAUGGGAGAUUAAUGAAUGAAAAAAAGAAGAAUAAAAGAUUGAAGAUGAAAGUUGCCAAUAUAAAGAAAAUGGUUGAUUUAUCAAAACACAAGUUUAGGAGUGAGACAAGUAAAUUAUUAACAUUAAUGCAAUUAAGAAAAAAGAAAAAGGUUUGGUCCAAUGAGGAGAAACAAUUUUGCUUAUCUUUAUAUAAGAAAUCAAUUUCUGCAUAUGGGUACAUGUUAAAAAUGGGAAUAGUAUUGCCUAGUAAAUCUACAAUCACCCAUUGGUUGAAAGAUAACAAUGAAAAGUCAUCUGCUAGCAAUGUAAUUUCAUAGCUUAUCUCAUAUUAUUACAUGAUAAAAUAAUACAAUCACAAUUAAUUUAUUAAAUGUUUUAAUAAAUUAAUUAUGAUUUCUAUGUCAUAAACUGCAUUGUUUAUUACAUGUAAUACUGGAUUGAAAACUGUUUUAGAAAUUGUUUUUUAUACAACUUGGAAUGACAAACAAGCUGACAGCCCACCUGAUGGAAAGUGGGAACCGUCGCCUAUAGACAUGAGAAGUACCAUGUACAAAACAGAUUCUGUUUAUGUCACAGUGUUUUAUAUAAAAAUAGAAUAGUCAUAUUUUUUCAAAGCCACCUAUUGUUAAUUACCUAUUGAUUUUACAAUAGAUGGUAUAAAAAGAAUAUAAAUAUGUUAUAUUAAAUUUGUCAUUGUCACAUCAUGUGUACAAUAUUUUUUUUAUAUUUACACAUGCUAUACUGUCAUGGCCAUGGUAACUCUCAUGUAUUGCCAUUCCUAAGAAGGUGUUAGCCUUUGUAUAUUAAUUUUAUUGUUAUACUCACCUUUACUACUAAAAUACAGCUAUGUGAGCACAACUGCUUCAUGGUAGAAACAAGAGUAGAACAGAGGUACCCUUGCGGAAGACUUUUAUAAAGUUUCCCUCUGAUAUGCGAAAUUAAUAGUUUUGUGUGUUAUAAAUUUAUUUAAAUGUAUUCCAUUUUUUAAUUACUAAUUUUAGGAGUUAAAAACAAGUCAUCUAUUUUCAGUUGUCAACUCAUUUAAAAACAGCAUUAAAAAUAUGUAACUGCUAUAAAUAAAUUGUUAGUUUGAAUAAUA
Galleria mellonella (greater wax moth) is the source of this 1865-nucleotide messenger RNA. RefSeq lists its product as uncharacterized. Bases 247 to 1083 code for a protein of 278 amino acids. Lineage: Eukaryota; Metazoa; Arthropoda; Insecta; Lepidoptera; Pyralidae. The record is from RefSeq and is a predicted model, not a curated record. The transcript is spliced from 4 exons.